This is a messenger RNA of Cuscuta europaea, 6514 nucleotides long. The record is from the annotation of a GenBank genome assembly. Lineage: Eukaryota; Viridiplantae; Streptophyta; Magnoliopsida; Solanales; Convolvulaceae.
CACAUUUUUGCAAUAAAAUUGUGGGAUCCCUCCUGAAAAAAUAUGGUGUGACCCAUAAAAUUUCUACAGCCUACCACCCUCAAACAAAUGGCCAAGCGGAGACCUCAAACAGGGAGCUGAAAUCUAUACUCCAGAAAACAGUGAACCCGAACAGGAAGGAUUGGAGUAUACGCAUUGAUGAUGCGCUAUGGGCAUACCGAACUGCUUACAAAACCCCAAUCGGUAUGUCUCCUUACAGACUUGUGUUUGGGAAAGCAUGUCAUCUCCCUGUAGAGCUCGAACACAAGUCCUAUUGGGCGGUUAAAGAAUUCAACCUCAAUCUUGACGAGGCCGGUGUACAUAGAAAGCUCCAAUUACAAGAAUUGGAAGAACUUCGCCUGGACUCUUAUGACAAUGCAGAAAUAUACAAAAGAAAGACGAAGGAGUGGCAUGAUAAAAUGAUCAUACGAAAAGAAUUUAAACUUGAUGAAAAAGUCCUCCUAUUCCAAUCACGCCUUCGUCUAUUUCCGGGAAAGCCGAGAUCUCGUUGGACCGGACCAUACAAAGUGGUCAAAAUAUAUCCACACGGGGCGAUGGAAAUUCAGGACCUGGAGACGGGAGAGGUGCUGAAAGUGAACGGACAGAGAUUAAAACCCUUCUUUGAGGGUUUUCAACCCAAAAAUGUGGAAGUCGUAGACCCUUCUGAACCGGUCUACGAAUGAGGAACAACAGAAGAUAUCGUCGAGCCACGACGUUAAAUAAAGCGCUUCUUGGGAGGCAACCCAUGCACGGUAUAUUUUUCUUCUUUUUAUUUUAGUAGAGUGUGUGUGUAAAAUCAGUUCAAAAAAAAAACAUGAACUUGGAGUAUACCCGUCCGGGUAUCAUAACCCACCCGGUCGGGUAUUACAGGAUUACGGAGAUACCCGCAUGGCUACCCGGGUGGGGAAAUGAAUUUUAAAAAAAAAAUAUAUGGUGACCCGACCGGGUAUGUGAGUUCACCCGGUCGGGUAUUGCAGACAGACGGAGAUACCCGCAUGGCUACCCGGGUGGGGGAGUGAAAAAAUUGAUAUAAAGAGGCAAACCCGACCGGGUACCUUAUUUCACCCGAUCGGGUAUCAACAACCAGACCUCACUGGUUAAGAACGCAGCUUACCCGACCGGGUCAAAUAAGGAGACCCGACCGGGUUUCCAGCCAAAAAACAUUCUGCCAACCUCCGGAACGCUGACCCGAUCGGGUAAAUAAGGGGACCCGACCGGGUCAACGACUUUUCAGCAUAUACCAGGUCGGGCAUUUCUUCUUCUUCCCCAUUCCUUCUCCCCAAAUUUCGAACCAACCCUCCCCAAACCUCCAUUUUCAUCCACCAAAACUCCCAAAUCUCCCCCAUUCCCACACCAAAUCCAUCAAAAAAACAUCAAUUUCUUCAUCUCCUAUCCUCCCUCUUCCACCCUACACCAAUUAAUCCCUCCAAAAUCUCCCAAAUCAACCAAACUCCAAAACCCUACCCCAAAUUUCGAACCUCUCCAUUUUCGGACAUUCAAGGUCCAAUUUCAAGCCAAAUUCCCCAACAAACACCAAAAACCUCUUCUCCUCAUCAUCCUCUACAAAACCAUACCACUCACCCUCACCAAACCUCACCUCUCCAAAAAAAUCAAAAACCCUUCAAAAAAAAAAGGAGGAAAACAAUUCCAUGGCACCAAAAAUGGCAAGAGUUUCUUCUUCAAGAGCUCCAAGAGCUAUUCCACCAGUAGAGGGCUUCGAAUCAGUGGAGUUUGAGACCGAAUCACAACACAUCCGCUUCCUUGAGCAAUCCGAACGAGAGGUAAAACCCUCCCGCUUUGUAUGCCAAUUGACUUUAACAAUGUUCUGGAUUCAUGACAUUAUGAGAGAGAUAUUCCAAAGGUGUGGCAUGCUUAAAAUAUUUGAUAUGCACUAUUGGCCAUAUUCUCGUUUGGUAUAUGAAUUCUACAGUUCCGUUGAGCAUGUGAAGGAUGAAAAUGAUCACACAAAUAACACGAUCAACUUUCGUUUUCUCAACGAGAACCGCUCACUCACCAAACGAGAAUUCGCUGAACACUUCGGUCUACCUUUGCUUGAUGACACGGUAGCAUAUAGCUCACCGAUGUCCUAUGAACUAUGGGGAAGAAUGACCGGAAUUGUCAAGAUUCGUACCUCCCACCUCAAUGUCAACCAUGUCCAACACCCGGUCUUCCGAAUUUUCUUAAAAUUCUUGGCCAAUUGCUUUUUCGGAAGACCAAACAACCAUCAAACUAGGGUGUGGGAUGUAUGCCUCUUAGCACAAGCUGUUCUUUCGGGUGCCGGGCCAUAUGAUGUGACCACAGUUCUUUGGGAUCACAUAAUCAAUGUUAAAAGUGGUGGAUGAAAAAUUCUGAUAGGGGGUCUAAUUACCCACAUUGCCACGCUAUAUGGUUUUGUAUGCAAUGGUGCACAAAACCACAGGACCCUUCUUGGCCUUCAAUUUUUAAAGAAUGCUGGCGAUGUGACCCUCUCACAUAUCGAACAUGAUGGCCUAGAAAUCUACAAUUGGCACAUCAAACCAGGCCAAGAACUAUUCUACCCCUUCCCUUCCGAAAACCUCCCGCUUAACAUCAUCGAUCACCAAAUCGGUGAUGGACACCACUAUUGUAUGCCCGGGGGAAUUCCACCACACUUUGCACCCCCAGAAAAUGAGGCGGGGGACAAUGAAGCCGCCAAUGAACAGCCUGCCCUUGAAGCACCACCCAUCAUUCCUGAACAACCUCGCCCACAACCCCAUGCUCAUCAAUACUCUCCAUUUGAGCAAGAAAUGCUAAACAGCAUGAAUGCUCUUAACCUCAAUUACACCCAACUUCGGGAGGAAGUUGGGCUGUACAGAAAUGAGCAAAGACACAGCUUCGAGAGGAUCGAAGAACAAAGGCGAGAAGAUUGGCGCCGAUAUGAAGAGGAUCAAAGGAGGACUUUUGGGCCUAUCUACUCCUAUAUCGCGCAUCAGGGAAACUUCACCUCCAUGACCACUCCUCCUCCGGCACCUUCAUGGUACAACCCCACUGAAUGGGGUUAUUUUGGUGGCUUAACCUCUAGUGGUGGAGGCGGGGAAGACAGAUACAGCGGGGAUCAUAUGGACGAGGAUACACAGUAUAGGGGCUAUGGAGGAUUUUUCGAUGGCGGAGAUGCGGGCGGGCACUAGGGACUGUGCCACGGACUAGUGGUGGGGGAGAUCUUCCCGGAUCCUGAGGACAAUUACUAUAGAGAGUUCGGAUUGAAAUUGAAGACCCAUCUUUACUCUUUUGGUUUUGGAGAUGCUUUGUGUAUUUGUUAUAAAAACUUGUGGAUGUUGGUGUUGCUACUCUUGUCAAUUAAGGACCCCUUGGACAGAAUUUGUUUUACUCGAGACUAGUAAAAAUUCAAGUGUGGGUGUGUUUGAUAUGCACUAGUUUAUGUUGCAUAAACGUAUGUUUUUAUGUUGAUUGAGUGUGGAUUUUCCAUCACUUUUAGUUCGUUUGUAAGUACUUGUUUUAUUUUGUUUGUAAUUGUUCUCUCCUUCUUUUUCGGAGUUUUAGAAUAGCGAUAGAGUUUGUAGCAAGGAAAAAGGGAGAAAAACUGAAGACAAAAAGACCCAGGAGCACAAAAACCCGACCGGGUCAGACCUUGAACCCGGUCGGGUCAGUUGAGGAACAGAUCUAAGAAGAAAAAGUAAGACCCGGUCGGGUCCCAUACCCGACCCGGUCGGGUCAGAUAUGACCCGGAACACCAGAACAUGCUGAAGAUCACAAAGAUUUUGAAAAAAAUCUGAUUUAGACCAAACCCGGUCGGGUCCCUCACUUGACCCGGUCGGGUCUGACUUGACCCGGACAAAUUAACGUGCGGGAACAAUGAAACGUGGGAGAUUAUAUGAUUUUGACCGGUACCCGGUCGGGUAUGUACCUAUACCCGGUCGGGUACCCGGCCAAAGGUGUUGAAAAACACAUAUAAAUAGCACUCUUUUUCUCCUCUUAAAAUCAUCCCUUCUUCCAUACUCUUAAGCUCAGUUUAGAAUAGCAUUUCUUUAUAUUUUUCUAGCUAUGUUUAGCCUCCAAAUGAGGAGCUAAACUCCCAUUCUUGGUUUUGCUCUUGAAGCUUGUUGAUUAUUAAAGUUGUGAGUUAUUUUCUUAACUUCUUCUCUUGAUUAUUAAUUCUUCCCUUAAUCUCAUUCUAUAUUAAUGUUGGAGGGUUGCUAAGUGACGAUUAGUUAACGUUCCGACAUUAAUUACUACUAGAAACGAUCAACGAACCGAUGGUUAAUCUUUGGUGGUUUCAUAAGUAAGUGACUUCGGUUUAUUAAUGCACGGUCGUGGUUAAUAAACUUAAGAGGGAUCAAUUUUGUUGGUUAAACCAAAACCGUUGUGUUAAGGUUAUCAAUCUCAAUUGAUUUCAUCAAGGAGUUAAAAAGAUUGAAUGCUACUAUUAUAUCGGUAUACGGCGUUGUUCUAUAUUUGAUUAAUAGUAAGGGUUAUUAAUGAACGGUCGUUGUUAAUAACUACCCUCGAUGAAUUGGAGAUACUCCUCGAUUGAGUAUUCGAGAGGGGAUAAGUUAUAGAUAUAACAAUGAUCGACUAAAAUAUAUCAACAAGUGGAAAGUAGCAAUGCCAAGUCCCAUUUAUUCUUGAAUUAAACACAUAUAGGUUGUUCAUCUUAGUUUUUAAUUAAAUUAAAUCACUCAAACCAAAACCCCCCUUGUUAUUCAUUAAGUUCAUAGAAAGAGAAUUAUACCUUUCCCUGUGGAUACGAACUCUACUACACUAUACUACGUAUAAGUGUUAGUAUUGAAAAUUAUUUUGACGCACCGUGACAAAGUGCUCGUCAGCCCUUUCUCGACUCUAGAGAGCGGGGUUGGAUAGCAUGGACUUGCAUCGUGAUCACGGGUUAGGGUGGAAUCCGAAUCGGAGACCUAACUAGGCUUCGGUAGCGGUAACACAUAAGAUAGGACCCCGAAGGGCCUUAACUUCCUACGGGAUGAUGGGUAUGAGUCCAGGGGCGGGAUGUUGAAAUCCGAACCGAGAGCCUCAUUAGGUCUCCGACAGCGGUAGCAAAUCCCGUAGAAAUAAUAAGACCCACGGGUUGGGUUGUACAAAUGAUAAAUGCAAGGAAAUAUAUAAGAAGGGCGGUGUGCCGACAAAUAAAUGAAUUUACUUAUUAUAGAGAUAAUAAGUGUGAAAUAUAAAUAAAUAUUUAUAUUAUGAUAUCACCCUAUUUUGAGGGUCUUAGAAAUUAAAGCGUUGAUUAUACCCAGUAUAGUUGUCAUUGUACUUGUCAAAUGCUUCAAAGUACUGACCUCCCCUUCACGGGGGAGGCCACCUCACAGUUUCAGGUAGGAGUUGAGCUGCUACCAUCGCUCGUUGCUCCGGGGAAAUCAAGGGAAGAAGACGUGGUUCGUGCUUCUCCCGUUCUGUUAAAAAAACACUUAUGUUAAUGCUCAUGGAUAUUAUUUUUUUGAAUAAUUAUUUGGGGGCUUGUAUGCCCAUGUUUGCCAAAGUGUGGCUAAGACACUCGUAUUAAAUGCUUCCGAUGUUUUAAAUGAAUGUUUUACAUUAUGUUUAUUUAUGGAUCUAAGAUGUGUGAAUGGUAUUCAAGACGUCUUGUAUAGUAUGGAUGAGUUGGACUGCGGUUGACUAUUCGUACUGUACGGAGGGUUGUUGACGUGUUCGGGUAGGUCCGGGGCGUGACAAGAUUGCUCGGGUAGUUGCGGACUGUGUGGAGAGGCACCGGAGUCGCUGGAUCAUUUAUUUAGACGUUGCACUUUUGCAAAGGAAGCGUGGACAGAACUUCAGUGGCAAUGGAGGUGGAUGUGAUAUGGCUCUUUCGUGGAUCAAGUUUGCGAAGAAUUCCGAAAAAAGAAGAAAGAAGAUCUCGAGCAACUGGUUUGGGGCUGUUGGGCUUUGUGGAGUGAACGGAAUCAAAGGGUGUGGCAGGGAACUACUUCUUCAGCGAGGCAGAUUGUUCACUGGACCCGAGUUCUAGUUGAAGGGUGGCGGCAAGCUCAGAUGCAAGUUGCUAGGGGAAGACGGGUGCAUCCAGUUCAGCAAGGGCGCGCAACCUGGAGCAGGUCAUUGCAAGGAGCUUGGAAACUGAAUGUGGAUGCGGGGACUAGAGCAAACAGAUGCAGGUUGGGCUGGUGUCUGAGGAAUACGGAGGGACAAUUCGUAGCCGGUGUUUCUAAACCAUGGCCAAGCAGAUUGUCAUCACUGGGAGCUGAGCUAGUCGGAAUACGGGAAGCACUGAGUUGGUUGAAAGAUUUUUGUGACAUUGCGAUCGAAGUUGAAUCUGAUUCAGUGGGGGCGAUUUCUGAAAUUCUUAAUGGCUCGAGUUGCUCGUUGGUGGGGUUGUUAAGAGAUGACAUUGGAGACUUGGCUAAGUUUUUCUCAAACUAUUUCUUUUAGUCAUAUUAGGCGGUCAGCGAACAAGCCGUCCCACUUGCUUGCAAAGGCGGCUUGUUCUAUGCCUGAUUCGCAAUCUUGGUUUGAUUUUCCUCCUUCUUUUCUUGUAUCGGCAUUAGCCAAG